Messenger RNA from Drosophila guanche, 2363 nucleotides. RefSeq names its product Y+L amino acid transporter 2-like. The transcript has 4 exons. Bases 732 to 2249 code for a protein of 505 amino acids. Gene Ontology annotation, biological process: amino acid transmembrane transport. The record is from RefSeq and is a predicted model, not a curated record. Gene Ontology annotation, cellular component: membrane. Gene Ontology annotation, molecular function: L-amino acid transmembrane transporter activity. NCBI's taxonomy places the organism in Eukaryota, Metazoa, Arthropoda, Insecta, Diptera, Drosophilidae.
UCUGCGAGCAGCAGAGAGCGCGUCGCGGCAGAGGACCGGCAGCCAGACAGACGCAAGAACAGACGCAGACCCAGACCCGCUUCAUAAAGGGGGCUAAAAAUGAAUUCCAAACUUACUUUGAACAGAGCGUGUGCAUGGAGCGGUCGUCGACGACCCGACCUGGAAAUAUUGAAGUUUAUUUACAAUACAUGUGUACAUAUGUAUGUACAUGGUAGUUUAUUGUGGCCUGCACAUGUCGUCUCUGUUAUAGUUUAUAUCCAUAGUGAUUGAGGUAGCCCUCGAAGAUGCCUCGACAGCGAACUCUUCCCCUUUGAAAGACACCACGUGUGUUUCCGAUAAGCUACAUUUCCAUACAUAUAUAUGUAUGUACAUGUGCGAGAGACGAGUGUUGUGUCGUGUGUGUGCGCGAGUAUGAAAUAGAACCGAAAACUGAAUAAAGGCAUUUGGAAGAGCGCGAAAUAAAAGUAACUGUAUUUUAAUCGACGGGCGAGCUCCACGCUGGCACUGAGCACGCUUAAAUUGUGCUGAUAAAAUAAGUAAAGCAACGCAAAACCCCAUCGGGAGAACAAUAAAAGCAAUGGUCUUACAAAGGUUUACAUAAAAAGUUAAAAAAAAAGCAGGAACCCUCGCUAUAGGAAACAGGAAAUCCUAGAGAUACGCAAGAGCUCCUCACCAGCAACCCCUAAUUCAAGUCUCUUUCUUGAGUAAAGCCCAAACCAAAGUUGUGUAUAAUGGCGCGUAUUCAGGCGAGCGAUUCUCUUAUACCCCGACAAAUUUUUGAGAUGCCUCCCGCCGCCGAGCAGCUAAGCCGGGAGAACCAGUCCUCCAUCGCUGACAGUGACAGCCAGGGCUCCGGCGUGAAGCUCAAGAAACAGAUCGGCCUGCUUGAUGGUGUGGCCAUCAUCGUGGGUGUCAUAGUGGGCUCCGGCAUCUUCGUCAGCCCCAAAGGUGUGCUCAAGUUCUCCGGAUCAAUUGGACAAUCGCUCAUCGUCUGGGUGCUAUGUGGUGUUCUCAGUAUGGUCGGCGCUCUGUGCUACGCGGAACUGGGCACUAUGAUACCCAAAUCCGGAGGAGAUUACGCCUAUAUUGGAACAGCCUUUGGUCCGCUGCCUGCAUUUCUUUAUCUAUGGGUCGCCCUGCUUAUUCUGGUGCCCACGGGCAAUGCGAUCACAGCCCUGACUUUUGCACAGUACCUUCUGAAGCCCUUCUGGCCCUCCUGCGAGGCGCCCGCUGAGGCCGUACAGCUGCUGGCGGCUGCCAUGAUAUGUGUGCUGACCGUGAUCAACUGCUACAAUGUUAAGUGGGUGACACGUGUGACUGAUAUAUUCACAGGAACCAAGGUGGUGGCCCUUCUUGUUAUUGUCGGAGCGGGCGUCUGGUACUUGGCGGAUGGCAAUACGGAGCAUUGGGAUAAGCCCUUCAGCGGGGGCAAUCUUUCUCCGGGAUAUAUUGCUCUAGCGUUCUACAGUGGCCUCUUCUCCUACUCCGGCUGGAAUUACCUCAACUUUGUCACUGAGGAGCUGAAGGACCCCUAUCGCAAUCUACCCAAAGCCAUUUGCAUCUCCAUGCCGUUAGUGACGAUAAUUUAUAUGGUCACGAACGUUGCUUACUUUUCGGUGCUGUCCACCGACGAAAUACUUUCAUCGGAUGCGGUGGCAGUCACCUUUGGGGACAAGAUGCUGGACUAUAUGUCUUGGGUGAUGCCCUUUGCAGUGGCCUGCUCGACUUUUGGCUCGCUAAAUGGCGCCAUUUUUGCAUCGUCUAGGCUGUUCUUCGUAGGGGCACGCAACGGACACCUACCAGCAGCCAUUUCUCUCAUCAAUGUUAACUGUCUUACGCCAGUGCCAUCGCUGAUAUUCCUGGGCGUUCUCACCCUCUUGUUGCUGUUCAUCAAGGACACCUACGUGCUAAUCAACUACGUCAGCUAUGUGGAGGCCCUGUUCACGCUUAUCUCGGUAUCGGGACUGCUGUGGCUGCGCUACAAGCAGCCCAAGGCGGAGCGACCCAUUCGCGUCAACCUGGCACUGCCGAUCAUCUAUCUGAUCGUUUGCCUCUUCCUGGUAAUAUCCUCGUGCUCGCAAUCGCCCUAUGAAGUCGGCAUUGGCACAAUAAUCAUCCUGUCCGGCAUUCCGAUCUACUAUCUGACCAUUCACCAUCCGGUCAAGUGGCUGGCGGACACCUCGCAGUCCAUCAAUCUGUGGUGCUCCAAGUUCUUUAUUUGUAUGCCCAAUCAGGAAAAGUUCGAUUAGAGAUUGAGGAGAGGUAAGGUGCCUUCAGCGAAUGCAUCGAUCGGGCCCAAGUCUCAAGCUAUCGCUAAUAUUGAACAUUUUAAUUCUACGCACAACAUUACGGAAGUGUUAUUG